This is a messenger RNA of Eucalyptus grandis, 657 nucleotides long. Its product is annotated as serine carboxypeptidase-like 34. Lineage: Eukaryota; Viridiplantae; Streptophyta; Magnoliopsida; Myrtales; Myrtaceae. The transcript has 5 exons. Gene Ontology annotation, cellular component: vacuole. Gene Ontology annotation, biological process: proteolysis. Bases 1 to 657 code for a protein of 218 amino acids. The record is from RefSeq and is a predicted model, not a curated record. Gene Ontology annotation, molecular function: serine-type carboxypeptidase activity.
AUGUCAGGCCAAGGCUGCAGUUCUGUUGGGUUCGGAGAGGCCCAAGAGCUUGGCCCAUUUCUCGUGACAAAUGGGCCCGACGGCCCGGCCCAGAGAUUCAACAACUUUACUUGGAACGAAGCCGCGAAUCUGUUGUUCCUCGAUUCACCCGUUGGUGUCGGGUUUUCGUACAACAAUGCCACCGUAGAGCAUGGCGACGACAAUACAGCUAGAGAUGCCCGUGCAUUUCUCCUAAAUUGGUUAAGAAGGUUUCCGCAGUACAGAAUGAGCGAUGUCUUCAUAGCAGGAGACGGCUAUGCAGGGCACUUGAAACAGCAGCUUGCCGAGGCAAUCUACAAUGGGAAUCAAAACGCAACUCCAGACACCUCUAUUAAUCUUAAAGGCGCGAUCGUAGGAAAUCCAAACAUGAAUGUCGAGACGGAUUUCAUGGGGAUGAUCGAUUAUGCAUGGGGGCAAGCACUGAUUUCAGACGAUCUCCACAGUUUAAUUGAGGCCAAAUGCGACUUCAGUAACAGAUAUUUGAUCAAAUACUGUUCUAUCCUACUUGACGAGUACAACAAACUGUACGAGAUAAUUAACAUGGAUAGUUUGUACUCCGCCACCUGUCCGCUUGAUCAACUCUUCGCCGGCCAUAACGUAGGCUACGACCCCUCAUGA